CACCAGCACUUGAUACACAACACCUACACAUCAUGGGUUUCUUCAGCCACGAGUCGCACCAGGAGGUCUACGGAGGCCAGCACGAGGGCAAGUUCUCCCACGAGCUGAUCGGAGGUGCUGCUGCCUUUGAGGCCAUGAAGGCUUACGAGGACCACGAGCGUCGCGAGGGCAAGCCUGCCAACCACUCGAUGGCCAAGGAGAUCUUCGCCGGACUCGUUGGUGCCGAGGUCGACAAGCUCGCUGAGACCAAGGGCCUCGACUACAUCGACAGGGAGAAGGCCAAGAGGCACGCCAUCGACGAGGGUUCCCAGCAGCUCGAGGGCCGCUACUAAGUCAUUGCUCCUAGCCUCGACAGUCAUGUAGCAGACUUGAACGUCCCUCCCAAUGUCAUACCUGAUCACUAUUUGAUCUGAUCUGUGAAAUUCGUAUGAUGGAAUCUGCCUCUGAGCUUGAUCAGAUUACAUUGGUAUACUGUACAGUGCUGCUCGCUAUCCUUGCCCGACAAGGGUAGGCAGGUCGCCUAAAGAUACAUGUUAUGUCUACUUUCAUUCGUCCUUGAUAUCAUGCUGUGCCUUGAGCGCCUGCAGCUCA
This is a messenger RNA of Acaromyces ingoldii, 591 nucleotides long. RefSeq lists its product as hypothetical. Lineage: Eukaryota; Fungi; Basidiomycota; Exobasidiomycetes; Exobasidiales; Cryptobasidiaceae. The record is from RefSeq and is a predicted model, not a curated record. The coding region runs from base 33 to 332 and encodes 99 amino acids. The transcript is spliced from 2 exons.